Cuscuta epithymum is the source of this 391-nucleotide messenger RNA. Lineage: Eukaryota; Viridiplantae; Streptophyta; Magnoliopsida; Solanales; Convolvulaceae. The record is from the annotation of a GenBank genome assembly.
UGGGGAGCAAAGCGGGAGAAGAUGACCCAGAAGAGACCUCGAAGAAACAUCACUAUAUGCUAACUUCUAUUCAUGGUGGAAGAGGUGAGGAGGCUAAGGCAUCUCAUGUGUACAGUUGUACGAAUGGUUUUAAUGGGUUCGCUGCAAAGCUGACACCGGACCAGGCCACUGAAAUUGCUAAAAUGCCCGCAGUGGUAUAUGUAUUUCCCAAUGCCAAGAGGAUCCUUCAUACAACCCGUUCCUGGGACUUCUUGGGCCUUGGCGUCCAAGAAACUAUGGAAGUUCCUAGCUUUUCCACCGAGAACCAAGUUAAUGUUAUUAUCGGCUUUAGUGAUACAGGGAUUUGGCCUGAAUCACCCAGUUUCAGUGAUGCUGACAUGCCACAGGUGCC